UACCAAAAAAAAAAAAAAAAAAAACAUUCACAUUAUUACUGCUUGCAAUUAUUUCAAAUUAUGGAGAAUAUUGAGAGGAAGAGGUUGGCCGUUUUGGUGGGGUGCAAUUACCCAAACACCAGAAACGAGCUGCAUGGUUGCAUAAACGAUGUGCUCGCCAUGAGAGACACACUUGUGAGUCGGUUUGGGUUCGAUCCGAGCGACAUUCAGCUGUUGACUGAUGCAGCAGCAGCAGAUGCUGGUUCUGGUGGUUCCUCAUCAGUUUUGCCAACAGGUGCAAACAUUAAGAAGGCACUUGGUGAAAUGGUUGAUCAGGCUAAACCAGGUGAUGUCUUGUACUUUCAUUACAGUGGCCAUGGAACAAGGAUUCCUUCAUUGAAACCAGGCAACCCCUUCAGGCAGGAUGAGGCAAUUGUGCCUUGUGAUUUCAACCUCAUCACUGAUGUUGAUUUUAGACAAUUAGUGAACCGUUUGCCGAAGGGAGCAAGCUUUACAAUCCUAUCAGACUCAUGUCACAGUGGAGGCCUCAUUGAUAAGGAGAAGGAGCAAAUUGGACCUUCUCAUGUCACUGAAACUAGUAACAAAUCAUCAUCUAUUUCCUCCAAGUCCUCCAAGCCGAAGGCCAUUCCCUGCGAGACCAUAUUGCACCACCUCUCAUCCUUGACGGGAAUAAACACAUCCGAUAUUGCAACCCACUUGCUAGAGUUGUUUGCAGCCGACGCCAGCCUCAAGUUUCGCUUGCCUCCGCUUGAAGUCCUCGACAUGUUCGAGUCAUCUAAGCCCGAUGAAGGAAUUCUACUCAGCGGGUGUCAAGCAAAUGAGACUUCCGCGGAUGUAACGAACGCGGUUAUGACUGGUGGCAAGCCGUGUGGAGCAUUCAGCAAUGCGGUCCAAAUGGUGUUGAAGGAUCACGAGGUUGAAUUAAGCAACAAAAAGCUCGUGUUGCUUGCGCGACAAGUUUUGAAAGAACAAGGGUUUGAGCAGCACCCUUGUCUCUACUGCAAUGAUGAGAAUGCUGAUGCUACUUUCUUGUCGCAAUCUCAAGAGUAGCUCAAGCUUAUGAAACAUAUAUUGGAUAUGAUGUGAUUUGUCAAAAAAUUAAAGUGUAUUAUUAUUGUUUGAUUUUACAAAUAAAGAAGCCGCUGAUAUUGCUAUUCCUUUGGCAACUUCAGAGCUCAAGUUUAUCAGAA
This is a messenger RNA of Malus domestica (apple), 1190 nucleotides long. Its product is annotated as metacaspase-9. Gene Ontology annotation, biological process: proteolysis. Gene Ontology annotation, molecular function: cysteine-type endopeptidase activity. Lineage: Eukaryota; Viridiplantae; Streptophyta; Magnoliopsida; Rosales; Rosaceae. The record is from RefSeq and is a predicted model, not a curated record.